GGAGAGGAGCGAGGGGAGGGCCGGGCCGCCGGGGGUCGGGGGGGUGGGGCUUGGGCCGGCAUUGGGGGUCCCGGCUCCCGGCCUGGACUCCGACGGGGGUGGGCUGCGGCUCCCUGCCAAGACGGGGCGGGAUCCAGGUUAACAGGGAAAUCAGCCUCCUGGGCCAUGCUGGUUCUAAGAAUCUUUUCUUCCUGCAAGCCCCCCAGUGGAAGAGCGUCGCGGAUGCCUUCCCCUCCCUGAGCAAGAGAUGGGCUAGUGCCUGGGAUCUGGCCAUCAGCAGACUCUGGGCUUAACCCUCCAACUGAAUGAAGGGAUGUAACAGACCCCUGGGAGUGACACUAAAGUCUCCAGGGGGGGGAGGGGUUUGGACGUACCCCUUCCCCCCCAGACUCCUCCCCCGAAGAGUCCAGUGAGCCAUGGACUUUGGAUCUGGAUAAGAGGAGACAGGCUGCACGUUGGAGUCUCACUUGGAAAUGGAGUGUUGGAUGGGGGCUUGACACUCCUGGGGAACAACUGAGAGAAGAGAAGAAAGGUGCAUGGCUGCUUCUUGACCCCACAGCCCAGAGGCAGCCUCUCUGAGCCCAGGGGCAGCCCCAGCCCUGCCCUGCCGCCUCCCCUGCGGGGGCCAGGAUGCUGAAGAAGCAGUCUGCAGGGCUUGUGCUGUGGGGCGCCAUCCUCUUCGUGGCCUGGAACGCCCUGCUGCUGCUCUUCUUCUGGACGCGCCCGCUGCCCAGCCGCCUGCCCCCGGACAGCACCCUGGGUGACGACCCAGCCAGCCUCACCCGCGACGUGAUCAGCCUGGUGGAGGUGGCCGAGGCCGAGCUGGAGCGGCAGCGGGAGCUGCUGCAGCAGAUCCGGGACCACCAUGCGCGCCGCAGCCAGCGCUGGAGGGGGCCCACGGUGGCCCCGCCCGCCCCCGCCACCCCUCCCUCGGCCGUGAUCCCCAUCCUGGUCAUCGCCUGUGACCGCAGCACGGUCCGCCGCUGCCUGGACAAGCUGCUGCACUACCGGCCUUCUGCCGAGCGCUUCCCCAUCAUCGUCAGCCAGGACUGCGGCCACGAGGAGACGGCGCGGGUCAUCGCCUCGUACGGGAGCGCCGUCACGCACCUGCAGCAGCCGGACCUGAGUGCCAUCGCCGUGCCGCCCGACCACCGCAAGUUCCAGGGCUACUACAAGAUCGCGCGCCACUACCGCUGGGCGCUCGGCCAAGUGUUCCGCGCCUUCCAGUUCCGUGCCGCCGUGGUGGUGGAGGACGACCUGGAGGUGGCGCCCGACUUCUUCGAGUACUUCCAGGCCACCUACCCGCUGCUGCGCGCCGACCCCUCGCUGUGGUGCGUGUCGGCCUGGAACGACAACGGCAAGGAGCAGAUGGUGGACGCGGCCAGGCCCGAGCUGCUGUACCGCACCGACUUCUUCCCCGGGCUGGGCUGGCUGCUGCUGGCCGAGCUCUGGGCCGAGCUGGAGCCCAAGUGGCCACGGGCCUUCUGGGACGACUGGAUGCGGCGGCCCGAGCAGCGCCAGGGCCGGGCCUGCCUGCGGCCGGAGAUCUCCAGGACCAUGACCUUCGGCCGCAAGGGCGUGAGCCACGGCCAGUUCUUCGACCAGCACCUCAAGUUCAUCAAGCUGAACCAGAACUUCGUGCCCUUCACCCAGCUGGACCUGUCCUACCUGCGGCGGGAGGCCUACGACCGCGACUUCUUGGCACGGGUCUAUGCAGCCCCGCUGCUGCAGGUGGAGAAGGUGCGGACCAGUGAGCGGCAGGAGCUGGGUGAGGUGCGGGUGCAGUACACCAGCAGGGACAGCUUUAAGGCCUUCGCCAAGGCCCUGGGAGUCAUGGACGACCUCAAGUCCGGGGUGCCUAGGGCCGGCUACCGGGGCAUCGUCAGCUUCCUCUUCCGGGGCCGCCGGGUCCACCUGGCACCGCCUCAGUCCUGGGAAGGCUAUGACCCCAGCUGGAAUUAGCCGCCUGCCUGCCUGGGUUGUUUUCUCUGCGUUUCUCCCCGGAGUCCAUUUCCAUUCUUUUCCAUAUUCUUUCUUUUCUUUUUUUUUAAAGUGGCAUUCAAGUGCACAGGAUAGGCAAAGAUUAUCCUCUUGUUCUCGAGGGGGUCAAAUCAGGUGAAGCAUUGAGGGUGCUAAGCAGGAAACCACUGUGUGGUGAGGGGAGGCCUGGGCUUGUAGGAGCCACAGAUCUGGGCUCCAGGUUUUAUCCUGGGGCAUCUGCAGAGAGGUUGGCAGCUUCUGCCAUCUUGGACAGGCCCCCUCCCCCUAGUCCUGGCUCUUCUGCCCAGGUAGGAGUUCUCCUCUUGUCUGUUCUCCUUCCCUGCCUCCCCCAGUUUGGUGGGGGUCUGGCCUCUGUGAGAAGGGAACAUGUAUGUAUGUGGCCAAAUGAGACUAACCAAAGGGGUCCAUCAUCAGGGUCGGGGCAAAGCUGCUAGGUAGUCAGGGACUGCUGCCGCCUGCCGGAGUUUCUCUUCCCCUCCCCUGCUCCUGACCCCUUCUCAUCUCUUUCCCAGCUGUUGAUUCUAAGAUGUAAAGUUGGGGGUGGGGGGGGGGGAAUCAAGGCCAUCAGCAUGGGAUGAGGGAAACCUCGGGAUUCUGGGGCAUACCUCUCUGAUCACGCCUCAGAGAAACUGCCUCUCUAGCGUCCAUCCAGGAGAGCCCUUCACUGGCUGGGUGGAAGAGCUUAACUUUCCUUGCUCCUUUUCGGCUGGGGCUUGGUGCUCAGGCUCUUCCCCCAGGGCCCUCUUAGCUGGAGGUAGAGCAGCCAAGACCCCACUGCCCAGUCCUCCCCACUUCCACCCCCCGGCAGUUACAUCUGCACAGAGUAGGGUGCAGAUCGCGGCUUGUAGAGCAAUGCGUGUAUGUCUUGUUCCUUGCCUGACUUCAGUUCAUGGAAGAAAGAUGAAGUUACAAAAUUAUUUUCAAAAAUAAAGUAAAGGCUGAAUUGUCUGAA
This is a messenger RNA of Erinaceus europaeus (western European hedgehog), 2953 nucleotides long. RefSeq names its product alpha-1,3-mannosyl-glycoprotein 2-beta-N-acetylglucosaminyltransferase (gene MGAT1). Gene Ontology annotation, cellular component: Golgi apparatus. NCBI's taxonomy places the organism in Eukaryota, Metazoa, Chordata, Mammalia, Eulipotyphla, Erinaceidae. The transcript has 3 exons. Gene Ontology annotation, molecular function: alpha-1,3-mannosylglycoprotein 2-beta-N-acetylglucosaminyltransferase activity. Gene Ontology annotation, biological process: protein N-linked glycosylation. The coding region runs from base 631 to 1962 and encodes 443 amino acids. The record is from RefSeq and is a predicted model, not a curated record.